Messenger RNA from Acipenser ruthenus (sterlet), 854 nucleotides. RefSeq names its product T-lymphocyte activation antigen CD86-like. Gene Ontology annotation, biological process: T cell costimulation; cell surface receptor signaling pathway; negative regulation of T cell proliferation. NCBI's taxonomy places the organism in Eukaryota, Metazoa, Chordata, Actinopteri, Acipenseriformes, Acipenseridae. The record is from RefSeq and is a predicted model, not a curated record. Bases 150 to 779 code for a protein of 209 amino acids. The transcript has 5 exons. Gene Ontology annotation, cellular component: external side of plasma membrane.
UGAAGUUUGUUGUGGUCGUCAUAUAUGUACUAAUUACAGCAAGGAACAUUCUGUCAGACACGUUGCACCUGCAAGCGAGUGUCCGAGGGGAGGCAGAGCUACCGUGCACGCUCCCCAAUCAACAAAAUGUUUCAAGUGAAGACUACGUGAUGUAUAUACAAAAAAUGAACUCUGUGGUGUUUGAACUGUAUAAAGGGAAAGAGAAAUCAGAGCAUCAAGACAAACAGUUUACCAACCGUACCUGGCUGGAUGCAGCAGGAGGAUCUGUCUGGCUCAAAGAUAUCAGGACAGCAGAUGAAGGAGUGUACGAUUGCUUCAUUCUAAGAUCAGGACCUGUUCUGAGCUCACAAAUUGAGUUAAGUGUUGUUGCUGACUUCAGUGUUCCAGUUAUAUCUCUGUCACCCACGGGCCCUGUUAACUAUGGAGAUGUAGUGAACUUAACCUGCACAUCCAACAACGGUUAUCCAAAUGCAUCGUUACAUUGGAUUGUGAAUAUCGAAAACCUCAUUGUGCAAGAUGAUUAUUUCAGUGUUACAUCUGAUUGGAUCCAAGACCCUGAAACAAAACUGUUCAAUCUUACCAGUGUUUUAAAUAUCAACGUCACAACCGAUGUAAUGAUACUCUGUUCUCUAUACAACAGCACUCUGAACAGCAGUUUAAUAUCUUUAGAAUUAAGGGAUAUUGAACACACUUCCUCUCAUGUUUUCGGAGUUGUUGCAGUGAUGACUGUGAUUGUGCUUGUUAUUGUGGUGGUGCUCAUAAAGACGAAAUGUCCAUAGAAAGGAGUGAAAAGAAAUGAAGAUUGUGACUGUUUGCCUUAUUACUGGGUAUCAAGUCCCUGCACAACAAGAGGA